Molecule: messenger RNA, 1628 nt
Organism: Paramecium octaurelia
Lineage: Eukaryota; Ciliophora; Oligohymenophorea; Peniculida; Parameciidae
Source: the annotation of a GenBank genome assembly
AUGAAGGGAAAGAAAUUAUUGGAUGAUGAUGAGGAAUUUCUAAGGUCAAAAUCAUAGAUAGUAUAUAAUAAAUAAAAUGUAGGAUGUAUUUCCAAGGUGGUAAGAAUUGAAACCAUUGGGUAAAAAUAUCCAUAGAAGAUCAUAUCAUUCAUGUGUGGCUCAUGAGAAUUAGUAAAUUGAGAAUUAAUAAUCUUAGCCUUUAUGUCUAUGGAGGAUAUGAAACAAACGAGGGAAUCUUGAGUGAUUUUUGUAGAAUACCAUCACCUGUUUCACCAAAGCCUUUUUGUUGGACAACCUUGGUUAAGAAAGCAGCAGCGGAUAAUGCAAAUAAUCUCAUUCCAGGGCCAUUGAGAAAUCAUACAGCAAUAGUUCAUUAAAAUAGAAUGUACAUGUUCGGAGGAAAGGAAAACUUGAUGUCUCCAACUGCAAAAUUAUGGAUCUAUGAUUUCUAGGAAGAGGUAUUUAUUGAGGGGAAGGAAUGUAUAAUUGAGGGCAAGAAGAUGGCUGUGGAAGGUCAUUCAAGUUGUCUAUGGAAUGAAUAGGUAGAAGUGCAAAGAAUUAUUUUUAGUAAUAGAUGGUUGUCUUUGGAGGAUUUUACAGUGAUACUGGAUAUAGAUCAUCAAUAUUAUUUUAUGAUUUGUAGAAGGAGGAUUGGACAAUGAUAUUCAAAGGAGAUAACAAUUCAGCACAAUUUCCAAAAGGAAGAGCAGAAGCAGGAGUUACAUUAAUUGGAAAUUCAUUGUAUGUGUAUGGAGGAUGCAAUUACGAAUCAAGAUUUGGAGAUUUUUGGAAAUUUGACUUGGAAAAUAGACAAUGGGGAUUAAUUGUAACAGAAAAGUCUCCAGGAGUAAAUUAUUUAAUUAAUAAUUUAUAUAGACAAGAUCAUCCACUUCCUUGUUGGUUCAUCCUCAAGGAAUUAUGCUAUUUGGAGGAAUUCAUGAUAUAACUCAUGAGAAAAAUGAUUUAUGGCUAUACAGAACAAAUGAAUGGAUGCAAUUGGAGGAAGAUACUAGUAGAAGAUAAGUGGCAGAUGAAAUGCUAAAUGAUUCUGCUUUUGAUAAAGCAAGUUAAGCAAGACCAUAAAAGAAGGAGAAAGGUAGGAAUGAACCUAGAUCCUUUUUAUUAUUGGACGAUGAGCCAAAGAAUUCUAUUCAUUAGAGAAGAAAUUCAGUGAAAAAUCUUGAUUAAAAGUAACCCACUGACACAAACAAUAAUUUCUAAUUAAACAGUAUGGAUGAAUAGAAAAAGAAGAGAUUGCAACAAAAGAAAAACUAAAUGCUGUAUCAUCAUAAUAUUAUAUAAGAGCUGAAUUCGAAUUGAAUGAGGAAGAAAAAUCAAAAUAUAGGAGUUCAUCACCAACUACUGACCAGAUCAAGAAUUCAAUAAGUGUGAUCACAAAUUAAGAGAAAUAAGGAGGUUAACGAAAGAUAUAAUCACCAACAGGAAAAAAGAAUGCAAUCUAAGCAUCUCUUAGUGGCAAGAAGCCAUGUGCAAGAGAUGGUCACAGUGCUAUUGUAAUGGGUGAAAUAAUGAUAGUGUUUGGUGGAGACAGAAAUUUGAUGUCCUUCAAUGACAUCUAUAUGUACUCGUUCAAUUAAAAAUGAUAAUCUAUAAUUGUUAUGAAUAAC